AUGAGCCUUACCCCAAACGGCUCUAAGCCGCAUGAGAUGGAAGAUAUCUCAUCUCGUUCUACGGUUAUUGUUGGCUGCCGUAAGUCGGAACUCGCACUCACUCAAGCUCGAUCCAUCAUAUCCGCACUGAGCCAAACAAUCGACCCCUCCCCGACCUUUGAAAUCGCCACAGCCAGUGUCGCUGGUGAUGCAGAUAAGCAGACCCCCUUUGCACUCCUCUCUAAGCAGACCGGUGGAUCAGACAUUGGCAAAAGCCUGUGGACAAAUGGCCUUGAAAAGGAUUUGGUGGCUGGCAAGGUCCAAGUUCUUAUCCAUUGUUUAAAGGACAUGCCGACGACGCUGCCACCGAAAUGUCUUCUUGCAGCUGUGCCUGAACGUGAGGAUUGUUCCGAUGCCGUCGUAAUGAGAUCCGACUCGGAUUUCACAUCCAUCGAUCAGUUACCACCUGGCUCGAUAGUUGGAUCCAGCUCUUCAAGAAGAAGAGCUCUAGUUCGGCGAAAUUGGCCUCAUUUAGAGGUAGCAGAAUGUCGUGGCAACUUAGAUACUCGCCUGGCUAAGCUUGAUGCACCUUCUUCGCCCUUUUCAUGUAUUCUCUUGGCAACCGCGGGACUAUUACGCCUAGGACUCGGUCAUCGAAUAACGCAACGACUUGAACCUACAAUAUUCCCUUAUGCGGUUGGACAAGGCGCACUCGGUAUCGAGGUUAGCACAGACAUAGACCGCCAAGACAUCCUGCAGCUUGUCCAGCAUGUCGACCAUAAGCCGUCGAGAUGGCGCGGCAUGGCAGAGAGGGCGAUGCUUCGAAGUCUCCAAGGCGGAUGUUCUUCCUCAAUUGGUGUUUGGUCUUCUUUUGAGCCGAAAGAAAAUGAUCCGGUAGACGACAAUCAAGGCUCUGAUAGCGGCAUCCUUCGUCUGCGAGCUACGGUUAUCCACAUAGAAGGAUUGUCGGAGAUUUCUUCUGAGGAUGUGGGCACUGUCCAAUGCGAUGAGGAAGCGGAAAGACUCGGCAUCUCGGUCGCGAAUAUGCUGCUCAACAAGGGGGUGCGGGAUUUAUUGCCAGAACAAUCAUAA
This is a messenger RNA of Penicillium robsamsonii, 1071 nucleotides long. Its product is annotated as Tetrapyrrole biosynthesis hydroxymethylbilane synthase. The transcript is spliced from 2 exons. Gene Ontology annotation, cellular component: cytoplasm. The record is from RefSeq and is a predicted model, not a curated record. Gene Ontology annotation, molecular function: hydroxymethylbilane synthase activity. Gene Ontology annotation, biological process: heme biosynthetic process. Bases 1 to 1071 code for a protein of 356 amino acids. NCBI's taxonomy places the organism in Eukaryota, Fungi, Ascomycota, Eurotiomycetes, Eurotiales, Aspergillaceae.